GUCAGUUGUAGAUUGGGGCGUAACUUCCGUGUGGGCGUGCGUUACCCUGUCGGAAGUGUGGAGGUCAAACGUAUUUAGAAAGUGUUUCAAAAACGGGAGGCAAUCAGAACGAUCUAUUCACAGAGUCGUUAGCCAUAGCCACAAUUUCGGUGUAGCUCUGCACCUUGCUUUCCACAUUUCUGUCUUUGGGAGCUGGAGUCACGGUCAUAGUGGUCAUAGUGGUCAUGUUUCAGUCCGUGCCCCGACGUCCACUCUGCGAGAUGAGUGUGAACACGGUCAGAGCUCAGAGCGCCAGGAGUUUUAGGAAAUCUGUGGAAUGCACGACGGCGCAACUAAAGAAGGUGCCAUGGCUGAACAAGAGCAUGGGUUUUUUCCUGUCGUUGCUUCAGAGAACAGGAGUAGGUACUAACGAGGCCUCUAGGUCCAGCCAAUGCAGGAAAGGAUUUCUAUCCAUCUUCGCGGACCAUUGUGGUUUUGUGACUGGCCAGAGGCUGCGGCGUGCAUGUCAGAUAGGAGAACUCUAUUCCAACAUAUAUUCUGAACGGACAAAGUGGACUCUAGUUGGGAACAUAUGGCGCAGAUUUCAGAGUAAGCACGCCCAAAGUGGGAAACUCAUUGCCGCCCUUGCUGGUGUCUUCAUGUGGGAUAAUGAGAAGAUUCAAGAUGAAGAGAUGCACAGGUGUGGACUAGAGCUUCAGACCCUGGACACCGCAACUCAUCUCAGUCCAUCUUCUGGGACAGUGGCUGGUCAUUCAGAACCUGGCUGGGAGAUUGUUAUGGACAAGAAAGACUUCAAAGUGUGGAGGCGACCAAUCCCCAACAGUCACCUGUAUGAAUACAGAGUGUUGGGCUCUUAUAAGGACGUUACCCCAAGGCAGUUCUUCAAUGUUCAGUUGGAUACGGAAUACAGAAAGAAGUGGGAUGCACUAGUUAUCAAACUGGAAGUAGUAGACAGAGAUGUCAACACAGGGUCAGAAGUUGUACACUGGGCAACACAUUUUCCUUAUCCUAUGUACUCAAGGGAUUACGUUUAUGUGCGUCGCUAUGAUGUUGAUAUUGAGAACAACUUGAUGAUUCUAGUAUCCAGGGCUGUUGAACAUCCUAGAGUUCCAGAGUCGCAGGAGUUCGUGAGGGUCCACUCAUAUCAAUCAAAGAUGGUAAUUCGUCCACACAAGUCAUUUGAUGAGAAUGGAUUUGAUUACCUGCUAACAUAUAGUGAUGACCCACAAACUGUGUUUCCUCGUUAUUGUGUGAGUUGGAUGGUAUCAAGUGGCAUGCCUGAUUUCCUGGACAAGUUGCAUGUUGCCACUCUCCAUGCCAAGAACCUGGAAGUGGGGAUCCAUGACUAUGCAGGAGUCAUAAAAUCCAGCGACAAAAACCGACAGCCUUCUCAGGAGCGCCUUACUGGAGAAAACCCACACACAGGUGGCUCUGGGCAAAUCUAUGCUUAAAAUUAGCCUUUUUCUAUCUCAAGGGCAGUGUUUAUACAUCAUCAAACUCUUCCAUCUUUAAUACUGUGCAAGUCGUUUACCUGAACACAAGAGUAUUUCUUCAAUUUUGAGGAGAAAGUUGUUUCCAUCCUUUAGAAUUAAGUUGAACAUGUGGAGGUACACACUGUCCAUUAUGUUGCCAUGAAAAAUCUGGUUUACGACUUCUGAUUUUGGCAGUGUUUUAUUUACUCAGCCAUUUAAUGCCAACAGUGCCAACAAGGUAUUGGUGUUAUGUUGGUUGAGAAAAUGAUGCCUGCACUGCAACCUUUUGUAAGAUUGCGCAGAAAUUCCUACUUGUAGAAAUGCUAAUGCCAAAACACUGUGUGUGUUUAAAUGUUCCAAUCUUUUUUUGUUUGAGAGGUUGUGACUUAAGAUAGGCAGGCAACUCUGUAUAUCUAAUGUGAUUUCAGCCAUAGCAGUGGCUACUGUUUUGAAUUAAGCAUAAAGCAACUAA
This is a messenger RNA of Periophthalmus magnuspinnatus, 1944 nucleotides long. It is a transcript of the gene stard7, whose product is annotated as StAR-related lipid transfer (START) domain containing 7. Bases 225 to 1451 code for a protein of 408 amino acids. NCBI's taxonomy places the organism in Eukaryota, Metazoa, Chordata, Actinopteri, Gobiiformes, Gobiidae. Gene Ontology annotation, molecular function: lipid binding. The transcript has 9 exons. The record is from RefSeq and is a predicted model, not a curated record.